Molecule: messenger RNA, 628 nt
Organism: Nannochloropsis gaditana CCMP526
Product: putative protein kinase endoribonuclease ire1
Exons: 1
Biological process (GO): protein phosphorylation; intrinsic apoptotic signaling pathway in response to endoplasmic reticulum stress; IRE1-mediated unfolded protein response
Cellular component (GO): IRE1-TRAF2-ASK1 complex
Molecular function (GO): RNA endonuclease activity; ATP binding; protein serine/threonine kinase activity
Source: RefSeq, a predicted model, not a curated record
CCGGACCCUGCCUCCCCCCCCCUACCCCCGACGCCGAGGGGGUCUUGCGCGUGGGCCGACUCCGGGUCUGUGUGGAGGAGGUUUUGGGCUUCGGCUGCCACGGGACCAUCGUCUUCAAGGGCAAGUUGGACGAGCGCCCCGUGGCCGUGAAGCGGAUGCUGCGAGCCUUCCACGCGGCGGCGGACCGGGAGAUCCGCCUCUUGAUCGAGAGCGACGGGCACCCCAACGUGGUCCGGUACUUUUUGAGGGAGCAGAGCGGGGACUUCGUCUACCUGGCCCUGGAGCUCUGCGUGUGCUCGCUGCGGGACGUGGUGGGGCGGCUGGAAAAGGCGAUGGAGGCUGUGGGGGAGGGUGGGGGCGGACGCCGGUGGGCCCAGCAGAGCCGCAGGGUCUUUGUGGGGAAGCUCUCGCAACGAGAGGGGGCCAAAGACGGGGCGGAGGGCAACGAGACGCUUGGCGUGGUCCCGGCGCCUGUGCGCAGCGCCCUCUUCCAAAUCGCCAAGGGCGUCACGCACCUCCACUCCCUGCGCAUCGUCCAUCGCGACCUCAAGCCUCACAACAUCCUCCUCGCCUCCGCCUCCACCACCCCCUCCGCCCCUGCCUCCCACUCGCCCUCCGCCCCGUCCUC